Messenger RNA from Condylostylus longicornis, 3065 nucleotides. RefSeq names its product regulation of nuclear pre-mRNA domain-containing protein 2. Gene Ontology annotation, cellular component: RNA polymerase II, holoenzyme. Gene Ontology annotation, biological process: mRNA 3'-end processing. Gene Ontology annotation, molecular function: RNA polymerase II complex binding. The transcript has a single exon. The coding region runs from base 376 to 2853 and encodes 825 amino acids. NCBI's taxonomy places the organism in Eukaryota, Metazoa, Arthropoda, Insecta, Diptera, Dolichopodidae. The record is from RefSeq and is a predicted model, not a curated record.
AUUACAUUUUCAGUUUUUUUUUCAAUAUAAAUUUAAUAAAAUGCACAUAAUAUUUAAAAUUUCAAACGUAGCGAAAAAUUCCAUAAUAUUUGUGUUCCAAAAUAAGUUUUAAUAUUUGCCAUCUUUAUUCAAUUUCGCUAAAACACAACCCUGUCAAAACCUAAUAAUAGACAUUCUUUCUUGACAUUUUAGAAUGACAUUUAUUAGAGAAACUUGCGCAUAAACAUAAAUGUAAAAUUAUUUUGGAAAUUUUAGAAUUUUAUUUAAAUGUGAGAUAAAAGUAAACAUUAAUAAAGCGGGAAAAACAAUAAAUUUAUAGUUUUUUAGUUGUACUUUACAAUAAAUAAAAAAAUUGUUAAGAAGUUAUAAAGAAUUAUGGAUUCAGAAUUUGAUGCCGAAGCAUUCGAAAAAAAACUGACAACAUUGAAAGACACCCAAGAUGGAAUCCAACAAAUGUCUUCGUGGUGUUUACAACGGAGAAUUCAUCACAAAAAAAUAGUUAGUUGCUGGUUAAAUGUUUUUAAACAAGUUCGAGUGGAGCAUAGACUGAUCCUUUUUUAUUUAGCGAAUGAUGUUAUUCAAAACAGUAAAAGAAAACAUUACGAAUUUGUUGAUAGUUGGGUAACAGCUUUGCAAAAGGCAACAACAAUGGUUCGUGAUGAGAAGGUUCGGGAUAAAAUUUGUAGAAUAUUUAAUAUUUGGCUCCAAAGAGAUAUUUAUUCUGAAGAAUAUUUGAGCGAUCUAAAAGGUUUAUUAAAUAUCAAAAAACAUAGUAGUAGCAGUCACAGUCAAAACAAUCAAACACGCAUUCAUUCACAAUCUCAUCAGCACGACAACAAUAAAAGUAGCAGCAAUAAAAUUGAUAUAAAUAAUGAUUUUCAAAGCUCCACAUUGAUUAAAAGAGUAAAUGACUGUGUUAAAUAUGGUGCGGAAACUGAUAGAACAUUUAAAAAACUGCCACGCUCAAAUAAAUCCUAUUUGGAUUCCAUAAAAAGUAAUAUGAUUAAAGACAAAAGUCAUUCUGAAGAUAUAGAAAAAGAUAUAGAACAAUAUGUUAUAGCGCUUGAAGCGUAUAUUAAAAGUUUGAAAACUGAAAUCAAAUCUCGAAAUUGUUUAUUACGAAGUAUUGAAGAAGCGAAGGAUUUUUAUGGAAAUCAACGCGAGGAAGUAAAAGUUGUAGUCAAUGCCUACAAAAAUUUUGGUUUAAGAAUAAAAUCAGUUAAAAAAAAAUUAGAUGAUGUUAUGCCGAAUUUACCUAGUCCUAUUGUGUCCCCCGAUAUCAACGCUCCAAGUCCAGAGCCUGAUGCCGACAUUGCCUUACCUGAUGAUGACAACACGUUAAAUUUAAACCUCUUAAGUGCCGGUGGAUCAACAAGUUAUGUUAGUUAUAUGGAUGGCAAUUUACCUUUCGACAUUAAUGAUUUUAAAAGUGAAAGUAGUACAAAUAAACAGAUUAUAUCCCAGUUAGAUUUAAAUGCACAGGCAAUCGAGGUUAUUAGUACGAGAAAAGAAGAAAAAACCCAAAGGAUUGACUACGAACUCAAUACAUUUAGCUCUCCAAUUUCAAAGUUAUACUCAAAUGAUUAUAAUCAACCCGUGAACACCUUUAAUGCACCGGCACCCUUUGCGCUUAAUGUGACACAACAAUCUUCAUCAAUUCUACCAAAGUCGACAUUGAUACCUCCUCCGCCGAUUCCGCCAAUGCUGAACGAUCACUCAUUAGAAUUUCCGGUGGAUUGGAAUUCAUCUUGGAAUACUAGUAACAAUACUUUUAACAAUAUUAUUGAUACACCGGUUUCACCUCCUCAUUUUGAAAAGGAAGGAAACAAUUUAAGAGUGGUGGAAUAUGAUGAAGAAUUAGAUAACAUGGCUUUAUUUUCCGAAGAUAUUGACAACAGAAAUUUGUCUAUAAUAAAGGACAAAAAUAGGCUCAUAGAUGUUGAUCACCGAAAUCUAAUAUCACUUACAGGAUCACCGGGACUUAGCAAUUCAAAAGCAGAAGAAUUUGCUAAUUCAUUUCUUAACGAUGCUGACGAUUUAUUCCAACAAAAAGACGUUGAUUAUCGUACACAAGGUUUUAACAAUUCAAUCAAAAAUUCUGAAGGAAAUAUCAUGCCAUUAAAGCCACCAACAUCCUUAAUUGAAAUUGAGCAAACUUGUGCUGAAUCGGAACUUCCUAUAACGUCAUUGUCUCAAGCAAAUAAUGAACAAGGGUUUUUGAUUUCUCCUCCAACGAGUGUUGGAGGAAAAUGUGAUGAGAAUAGAGGAGGUAACAACGACAUAACAAUUAAUAUUCAAAAAGACAAUACUGAAAGUGUUGAUAUGGAUGUUUCCGACGAUGAUAUUGAAAAUUACAUUAAAGAUGUGGACAAGCAAAAUAUUUCCAAGAAAGAACACCAAAACAAUAUUUCAAAUUUAUGCGACAUCCCAAUUGAAUCUAAUGAUGAGCAAAUAGAUUUUCAAAUGCAGUACGGCGAUGUAGACUGCCAAAAUGAUAUCCAAAGUCAACUAGAUCAAACUGAGGCAAAUAAUUGUUUGUGGGAUAACAAUUGGAAACAACAUCAAAUGAAUCCAUCUAUUCGAAUGAAUCACCCACCCCCUCAACACAAUAUGAUUCCCAAACAAAGAUUUAAUUCACCAAGAUAUCGUGGAAAUAUUCCUGGUGGUCCAAGGUCUCAGAGCUUUCAAAACAAAUUUUAUAACAGUCCAGCAAAUUCAAUUAUGAAGUCUCAUAGAGGUUCCCCGUUUUAUUUCAAUAGAGGUGGAAGUGGCCAAAGAGGAAAUCCUAUCCAACAAAGAGGCGGAACAACGUUAGGUUUCCAAAGAGGAAAUUUUAGAGGAAGACCUUGGUAAUGUUAAUUUUCUUUGAGAAAAUGCUAUAGUUUUACUUCAUUAAAUUUAAUUUAGAUAUACAUAUAAUUAAAAUCAUUAAAAUUAUAAUUAAAAAAAUACAAGUAAGUUUUAGUUUGCAAUUUUUAAAUGACUAGAUUGAAAUAUGAUUUCUGAAAAAAAAAAACAAAUUCAACAAGGAAAAUGUUAAUAAAAAAUGAUCUUUUUAAUUUUAA